Plasmopara halstedii is the source of this 345-nucleotide messenger RNA. RefSeq lists its product as uncharacterized. The transcript has a single exon. The coding region runs from base 1 to 345 and encodes 114 amino acids. The record is from RefSeq and is a predicted model, not a curated record. NCBI's taxonomy places the organism in Eukaryota, Oomycota, Peronosporomycetes, Peronosporales, Peronosporaceae.
AUGCAUCGAUCGCUUGUUACACUGUUCCUCGUCAAGAGACGAUCUGAAAUUGUGUCCUUUGCUGAUUUGUAUGAUGUGUCGACUCUACUAUUUGGUCCUGUGAUUUUGCGGCAACAGUCGCGAAUGAGACUUUUAUUAUUGUCGUUGAAUUACUCGGAUUACGCUGGAGAGACAGCAGGCAGUGGUCAAGUCAUUUCUUCGAAAGCUAUUCCAAUUGGCCUCUUUCAUAGAGAAGUACAUAAAUCACCUGUCCAUACGCAAGAAAGUCAGUUACGACGAGUUGGUAAAGCAAGUAUAUGUUUGCUAAAAUUCUUAUCGACUGCGUUAAUGCAAAAUAGAAUUUAA